Messenger RNA from Colletotrichum orchidophilum, 4857 nucleotides. RefSeq names its product DNA replication factor Dna2. Gene Ontology annotation, biological process: replication fork reversal. The transcript is spliced from 5 exons. Gene Ontology annotation, cellular component: cytoplasm. NCBI's taxonomy places the organism in Eukaryota, Fungi, Ascomycota, Sordariomycetes, Glomerellales, Glomerellaceae. The record is from RefSeq and is a predicted model, not a curated record. Gene Ontology annotation, molecular function: 5'-flap endonuclease activity; single-stranded DNA helicase activity. The coding region runs from base 1 to 4857 and encodes 1618 amino acids.
AUGCCUCUCAAGAAGUCAUAUUCGGAACAUGUCGGCCUCCCAUCAAAGAACCGCUCGUGGCAACGUUCGAAGAGCAAUCCGGUGAAUGUCCAAACGUCCCGGCCUCUGGCGCCCGUCUCCGACAAAACGAAGAGCAAGCUGAACCAAUUCCAAUUCCAGUCUGCAAUCAAGGCAGAGACUGCGGAGCAGGAAAAUGGCACCGCAACGGAAGAUGGGGUUCGACAGACCCGAGACGACAUCGCCAUCACCCCAUCGACGAAGCUGAGCUGGCACGACCUGAUGGCGUCGAACGCCCCCAAGGAAGAAAAAACACAAACAUCUCCUAGUGAGCGGAUUCUGUGGAACAAUGAGAGGGACAAGAACGACCGGACGUACGCCGCCGCCCUCUCGCCAAUGAUGCAUAGGAAAGGCCGCAAACGGGCCAGGAGCUCGUCUCCCAUAUCAUCCCCCGCACCAAACGAUAAACCUACCACGCCGGCUGUCAACGUGAAGAAGCUGAGCGAAGCACUCAAAUCGCCACAUGCUGAUCCGACCUUGGAACUAUGGGACCGCUUCUCCCUCACCAGCAACGGAAACGUGACGCCACUCGGUCUCACGAAUCCCACACUCGCGAAUCUAAUGUUCUCUUCAUCACCGCGGAACCUCAAGACGGCACCUGCACCCGCAGGCGAUGGCAGCCUGCGCAGGGCAAUCAGUUGCGGUCUCAACUGGCCAAAGAGACGAAGAGUAGAACGCUCGGAUGCGCCCUCUUUUACUAGCACCUUGACGCGGGAGACGACCGACAGUUCAAAGAACUCACUUGUUACAGCAUUAUUGGACACUGUCACUGGAAGCAUGCAAGAGGAUAGCCUGCCAGAAGACUUUGAACCGUUCGUCGAUCAGGACAUGGAGUCGCCAUCUCUUAAGAAGAGGAAGACCAAUGUAUUCAGACCGCCGUUGCUCUCGCCAUCAAGGAAAACAAUCCGAGCCCCGAAUCUACCACCUGCAGGAAACACCUCUGACAUCGGUGUGGCCCAGGAUCUAGGGCUGGACCCGAAGACGAACGCGGGUUUGGCGGAGUCUGAUUACGGCGAUGUUGACUUUGACGACUUCGACGAGUUUGAUGACGACACUUUUCUCGAGCUUGAAGCCAGUAUCAGUCUGUCAAACUCCAAGAAAGAAGCUAGGCCAAGCACGCCUACUCCCGUACCUGCUUCCGUCCAACCCAACAAGCAAAGCAGCGUUAGCCUAGACGAUGAGUUCGGCGACUUGGACGAUGACAUUUUCGAGGCUGCAGAGGACAUUUUGGAGAGCGUAGUAGCAAACACAGCAUCCCAAACGCCGUUUGCAAAAUCGCCUCUUGGCGCAAUAAGCGUACCUGUUCCUGAACAGGACGACUUGGAUGAUGCCUUCGGAGACGACUUUGGGGGAGAUUUCGACUUCGAUGCGGCAGAGCUUGCUGCGACUCAAUCGGUCCAGCAGCCACAAGCCUCGCCGGCGACAGCUAAAAACCAAAAGCCCAAAGCUAUCCAGCGAUAUCUGGUGACCAAUGUCCUAGACAACGAAUACACCGACGAGCGCGGGCUUUCUCGAUUAGAGAAGAUUCUCAUCAUUCAAGCCGACAACAGUAAGGCCAUGAAAACGAUCCACCUUCGAGGUGAUUGGUUUGAAACGCCAGCACACGCAAAGGCAUAUGUGCAUGUUAUCGGAACAUUCUCAGCCAGCGGUCAAUGCAUCAUUGACGAUUCGCAUAAUAUCUUGAUCCUGCACCCAGAUCAGUUGGUAUCUGCCACCGUCGUUGCUGAUUCGUUCAGCUGCAUGCGCCGAGCAGUAUUACAGGACCGUGUAAAGGCAACCAGCGAAGCUACUGCUCCCUUGGUUUACGGGACUAUGUUGCAUGAAAUAUUCCAAGAAGCUCUCAUGGCUAAUCAAUGGGAUCUCCGGUUUCUAAGCGGCGUCAUUGAUAGAGUUAUGGAGAAACACAUUGAGGACCUGUACAAAAUAAAAGUCAGCACCAGCAUCGCUAGGGAACAUCUCCAGUCGAAAAUGACGGAGUUGAGCUGCUGGGCCACAGCCUUCGUGGCCCCUCAGCCGAACCUCGAUGCUGUUGUUCUCGAUCGCAAUGGCAAGAAGGCCAAUAUGUGCGUCAGCAAACUGCUCGAUGUCGAGGAACAUGUUUGGUCGCCCAUGUAUGGAUUGAAGGGAAAUAUCGAUGCCACCGUCCAAGUCACCUUGAAGGAUGGCAAAGACACCAAAACGCUUACCGUCCCGUUCGAAGUCAAAACGGGUAAACAUGCCAACAGCAAUCACAUGGCACAGACUGCGCUUUAUAACCUGUUACUUUCCGAUCGAUACGACUUGAACAUUGUGUAUGGAAUUCUCUACUAUAUGGAAACGUCACAAACAAUGCGAAUUCCGACCAUCCGGCAUGAACUACGGCACAUGAUCAUGCAGCGAAAUCAACUAGCUUGUCACAUUCGAGAACGGAGCGUUCAACUGCCUCCUAUGAAGAGGAGCAAGAACAUGUGUGGGAAGUGCUAUGCAAAGACGUCUUGCUUUAUUUACCACAAGCUCGCCGACGACGGCGAUGGAGAAACGAGUGGCAUGGAUAAGCAGUUUGAUGAAGUUGUCAAGCACCUCACGCCAAAGCACCAAAAGUUUUUCCUCAAAUGGGAGAAUCUCUUGACGAAAGAAGAGAAAGAGACCCAGAAGCUAAAGAGAGAACUCUGGACGAUGGUCAGCCAGGAUCGAGAGAAAGUGGGAAGAUGCCAUUCCGACGUCAUCAUUGAAGAGGGCUCGACGUCUGAGGACUUGGGCACUUCCAAGAUCAACCGAUUCAAGUACACCUUCGUGAAGAGAGUCCCAAAUUCAGGCCAUUCUUUCCUGGAGUCACAGUUGAAUGUUGGAGAGCCUAUAGUCGUUUCGGAUGAACAAGGUCACUUUGCCCUCGCCUUGGGCUACGUCAUUUCUGUUCGAAAACAGAGAAUCAGUGUAGCCGUCGACCGGCGCCUGCACAACGCCCGCAUCAAGCAGCCCGGUUUCGAUGAAAACGACAAUCAAGUUUUUGCUAGCAUUAUGGAGGUCGCGCCUGAGGGUUGCACAGCAGAUCAAUCCCAGGGCAAAAUUAAACAAGCGCCUAUCCGCUAUCGGCUUGACAAAGACGAGUUCAGCAAUGGCAUGGCCACAGUUCGAAAUAACCUUGUGCAGACCAUGGCUGAAGGCGUCUUCGGGUCUCGAGAAAUCCGUCGCGCUGUGGUGGAUUUGGUAGCGCCAAGGUUCAAGGCAGCACCUACACAAUACGUCGUAGCCGAUCGAGAGUCUCUGAAUGUUGACCAGCACCGAGCGAUCGAGAAGGUUAUGAGUGCCCAGGACUAUGCGCUAGUUCUUGGGAUGCCUGGCACCGGAAAAACCACAACUAUUGCACAUAUCAUUCGGGCUUUGGUCUCUCAAGGGAAGAGCGUACUUCUUACUUCGUACACGCACACUGCCGUCGACAACAUUCUCCUGAAGCUCAAGAACGACCAGACCCCGGUCCUCAGACUCGGCGCUCCCGCCAAGGUUCACCCAGAGGUCCAGCAAUUCGCGAUCCUGGCUGGCCAGCCGAUGAACUCUUUUGAGCAGAUCAAGGAAGCGUGGCACGAUACACCCAUUGUUGCCACUACUUGUCUCGGCGUUGGCCAUGCUCUCUUCAAUGAGCGUACAUUCGACUACUGUAUUGUUGAUGAGGCCUCUCAGAUAACGCUACCUAUUUGUUUAGGGCCAAUCAGGAUGGCAAAGACGUUUGUACUUGUGGGAGAUCACAACCAGCUUCCUCCCCUGGUUCAGAACGAAGAAGCUCGAGAAGGUGGGCUCGAUGUGAGCUUGUUCAAGCUUCUCUCUGACACGCAUCCGGACUCGGUGGUCAACUUGGAGCACCAAUACCGCAUGUGCGAGGAUAUCAUGACUCUGAGCAAUACUUUGAUCUACAAAGGGAGGUUGCGAUGUGGUACUGAGGAGCUGCGAUUCAAAAAGCUCGACGUGCCCGACAUGAGUGCGCUGAAGAGCCUUCAUUACGACUCAACAUCAAUGCUCAGGCUAGGGAUUCCGAAGUCUGUGUGUACGUCCAUGAACCAAAACUGCUGCUGGUUGCGAGACUUGCUGGAUAGCGAAGCUCGAGUAAGGUUUGUCAACACCGAUACUAUCCAAUCUCUUACCCGAGAAGAGGCAAAGGGCAAUCGAAUUGUCAACCCAGCCGAAGCACGCAUUGUAGUUCAACUCGUCGAGGGUCUCCUUACAAUAGGUGUACCUGACGGGGAAAUCGGAGUGAUGACGCACUAUCGCUCUCAAUUAUCUUUACUUAAACAUGGCCUUCGCGGCCAUGUGGGCGUGGAGAUGCACACCGCCGAUCGAUUCCAGGGACGAGAUAAGGAUGUCGUUAUUCUCUCCUUGGUUCGGAGUAACGAGAGCUGCAGUAUCGGCGAACUAUUGAAGGAUUGGCGACGCAUCAACGUUGCUUUCACUCGCGCUAAGACGAAGCUGCUUGUAGUAGGAAGCAAGAGCACCUUGAAGGGCAGCGGAAAGGACGAGAUGCUCAGCAAGUUCAUCGGCCUCAUGGAAGAGAAAGAUUGGAUCUACGACCUGCCGCCUGACGCAAUGGAUAGCCACUUUUUUGACGACACGGCGACGCAGUUGACGGCCAGCGGCGUGUCUCCGAUGAAGGCGAAGAAGAACAUGAGCCCGAGAAAGGGUGUCAGCCCACGAAAGGCCCCCAAGCUGGCCUUGGGGAAGGAAAAUCGUCGGCCGGAGCCUAAACGGGCGAAAAUUGGAGAGAAAGUACUUAUGAAGGAUAAAGUCAUUCUCAGGGAUAUACUUAACGAUAUUACGAACGGUGCUUAUUGA